AGAUGUCUCUUGAUUCUUCUUCUUCCUUCCUGUGUAAAAUAGAAUAAAUAAUAUAAGGUUAGCAACUUAGCAUAGGUUGCAAUCGCAUUUCGAUGUACAGCAGGAGAAGAUAUGGCGUCGUUUCUCCAAUAUCUAGUCGAUCCGAGGAAGAAUUUCUUAGCUCGUCUGCACAUGAAGUCCAUCUCUAACCGCCUCCGUAGAUACGGUCUCAGAUACGACGAUCUCUACGACCCUUUGUAUGAUUUGGACAUUAAGGAGGCGCUUAAUCGAUUGCCCAGAGAGAUUGUUGAUGCUCGGAACCAGCGUCUAAAGCGUGCAUUGGAUCUCUCCAUGAAACACGAGUACCUCCCUGAUAAUCUUCAGGCAAUGCAGACACCAUUCAGGAGCUACCUCCAAGAAAUGCUGGCUCUUGUGAAGAGAGAGAGAGCUGAGCGAGAGGCAUUGGGAGCUCUACCUCUUUACCAGAGAACCAUUCCUUAAGCAUGUUAGUCUCUCUUGUGCAAUACUUAAAAGCCUAGUUAACCAAACAGAUCCUAUUCUUAGUUUGCUAUGUAUGGUUAUCCACAGUUCAUGUAAACACUGUACUUAUGUAUAAGGUUGUAUGAUAUUGAUGUUUAAUGUAAGUUUUGGUUGAGCAAUGGAGUGCAGAAGGGGAGAGAGUCUUGGACCAAAACUCUUGGUGUAACAAAAAUAAAAAGGAGGUUAAGUGUUUAUGUCUACAAAGUUCCUCAAAGAUGCCAUUUUAA
Molecule: messenger RNA, 746 nt
Organism: Eutrema salsugineum
Lineage: Eukaryota; Viridiplantae; Streptophyta; Magnoliopsida; Brassicales; Brassicaceae
Product: cytochrome b-c1 complex subunit 7-2
Exons: 4
Coding region: 112-480 (122 amino acids)
Biological process (GO): mitochondrial electron transport, ubiquinol to cytochrome c
Source: RefSeq, a predicted model, not a curated record